ACCAAAAGAAAAUGCAAUCCACAUGCACCCACCACCUCUCAACACAACCUUCAUGGCUUCUUCUUCUUCUUCCUUCAUGCCUUGGUCUCCUCUUCCUCCUCAAACAAACCUUCUACCUCCUCCAAUGGCUCUACGCAACCUUCUUCAGAUCCCACAAAGACCUCACGAGCUACGGCCCAUGGGCCCUGGUCACCGGACCCACAGACGGCAUAGGCAAGGCCUUUGCACACCAACUAGCCCUCCAUGGCCUAAACUUGGUCCUAGUCAGUAGAGACCCCAUCAAGCUCAAUGCAGUCUCAAGUGAUAUCCAAUCAAGUUUCCCAAACAUCAAAACCAAGAUUGUUGUGUUUGAUUUUGCAAGUAAUGAAGGUUUUGGAGUUAUUGAGGAGGUUGUGAAGGGGGUUGAUGUGGGUGUUUUGAUUAAUAAUGUUGGGAUUACGUACCCGAAAGCGAAUUACUUUGAUGAAUUGGAGGAGAAGGUGUGGAAGGAGAUUGUUAGGGUUAAUUUGGAAGGGAUGACUGGUGUUAUUAGAGCUGUUUUGCCAGGGAUGAUCAAGAGAAACAGAGGUGCCAUUGUUAGUAUUGGCUCUGGUGCUGCCAUUGUUGUUCCUUCACAUCCUCUCUUCACCAUCUAUGCUGCCACAAAAGCUUACAUUGAUCAACUAUCAAGGAGUCUGUACAUGGAGUACAAGCAUUAUGGGAUUGAUGUGCAGUGUCAGGUACCACUAUACGUGGCAACAAAGAUGGCAUCCAACGUGGCAUUCAUUGAGGGCCCGUCUUUGUUUGUGCCAAGCCCAGAAGAGUACGCAAGGGCCGCAAUGUCUCGAGUGGGCUACGAACCACGGUGCAUUCCUUACUGGGCUCAUGCGGUCCAGUCUUUCUUGGCCCAAUUAGUUCCUGAGCCCAUUCUAGAUGGUUGGCGUCUCUCCAUUGGUAUCCGCAGGAGGGGCAGCGAUAAGCUUGGCCCACUGGAUUUACAUGUCAAGUAGGCUCGUGUAGCUAGGCCCAUGGGCUUUAGCCCAAUAGCUUAUUACCAAAACUCUAUUUGUGUUAUCGAUCAUGCGAUAAAAUUAAUUUUUAAAUAUAAUUUCUAUUUGUUUGGGAGAACCAUGAGUAGCUCAGAUGAUACUCAUGUGUGUGAUCAUAAAGGUC
Tripterygium wilfordii is the source of this 1152-nucleotide messenger RNA. Its product is annotated as very-long-chain 3-oxoacyl-CoA reductase-like protein At1g24470. The record is from RefSeq and is a predicted model, not a curated record. Bases 12 to 989 code for a protein of 325 amino acids. Gene Ontology annotation, cellular component: endoplasmic reticulum. The transcript is spliced from 3 exons. NCBI's taxonomy places the organism in Eukaryota, Viridiplantae, Streptophyta, Magnoliopsida, Celastrales, Celastraceae. Gene Ontology annotation, molecular function: ketoreductase activity.